GUUUCAGGCUAGUUGAUGCAUAUCCUUGCGGAUGUCGCAGUUUUAUUGGCAAUUACAAACCGAUACACAGCAGCAAGAAAAGAACAAUGCAAAGGAUGGUAAUGAAUGGAAGUGUGUUGGCUUGACCAAUGAUAAUACCUGCGAAGGUUUGCAGCACCAACAACAACAACAACAACAACAAUCCUACUGGUGGUAUCAGCAGAAUCAAACUGGAACGGACCCAUAUAGCGCGGCAGCAUUUGAAGGUUUUCGGGCAUCUUCCGGUAACGUCGCUCCUUUGAAGAAUUGGCAGACAUCGAUAACGCCGAAUAUUCCUAGCACAUUUUCCGCGCAGCAACAGCAGGAACGAAUUCCUGAGGAAAAAACGGUUUCGUAUGAGGUUCAUGAACAGGAAAAUGAGCAAGUACAAUAUUCGUUUGGUGUUCAUCAAACGAUUUUGGAUUCUGAACGUAGCUUUCCUGGUCAUAAUAUAGAAGAUAGGAAAGUAAGUGGUGGAAAAUAUGAUGUUCAGCACGUUCAGGUAGAAUUGGUUUCUGCUGAUGAUGCGCAAGGUAAUGUAGCAACAGGUGCACUGCUACCAGAAGAGGAACAUGUGACUGAAAGCAACUUGCCAGUGGUGGCAGUGGCUCAGGUUACUCCUAUGAUAGCAACAGCCAUUACUACCGCGACAGAGACAUCAUUUUCUGCUGGCGUUUUGUCCUGUAACCAAACAUUCCCAGCAGCUGUCCCUUCUGCAAACGUCGCUCGUGUCGGUCCUAUUUCUAAUCAUGAUUCUUUAGGAUUCUCAGUGAACCGUGUUGUUCCAACGUUACAGUCAGUCAUUCCUAACCUACAGAUGCCUCCACUCGAACCUGUUGCAAUCAGUGCUCGUGAUGCUCCAAUAUUGUUAACUGAGGAAACUGGUGAAGUACAAAAUACUGCUGCUAUCGAAGGAACACAGGCUGCUUCGAACUUCGUCUCUCUAGCAAAUUCUCAGCAACCAGAUGCUGGCGAGGUAUCAGUCAAAGGACAAGAUUUGGAUAGGAACAGUACUUCGAAUCGGUUACGAGAAGUGCUUAAUGAGGAUGUCAAUUCACUUUCAACUGAUGACGUCCAAGAGGCACGAGGACAGAAUGAACUGCGACAAAUUUUGAAGAAGGAUGAUAAGGAGCGAGGCACUGCGAUGUCGACAUCAGCAGAACAAUCCACGGAUUCAACUAUGGCUGAAGAUUCUCUCAGCAGACCUAAUGAAAAGCAUAUGGAUUCGAAAAAUAUUAGAGACCGAUAUCGCAUUAUCCGCCAACAAUAUCCGGAAGUAAUCAAGCGACUGGAUCGUUUGAGAAUGGAAGCUCAUAAUUUGGACUGUCGCUCGAUGCAGAAAGCUCCAUUAGUAGAAGUCGACGAAAAUUCUCAUAGGUCGAUAUCAAACAGAAAACAAAUAAAUUCAGCAAUGAUAGGUCUCGAUUCCAAAGUCACUGCGAACCUGAAGGAUGUUGAACCGAUGUUGGAUUCUCGACCUUCUUCCAAAAUGAAUCAUUCAUAUACGUUCCCCGAUCAUAGGAGUUCUGAAGAUAGCUCUACAAAAAAUGAUGUUAGUUACGGAGAAGACUUCGUCAAUUCUCUUCGUCGAAAUCGGCAUGCACGUACUCGUGAACACGAUUUUUUAUCGCGCGGUACUAAAUCAGAAAUGGGCGAAAUAGGACCAUAUAGAGGUCCUGCAUUCGCUAAACAUAGACAUAUGAUGCAGCAUGCAUAUGGCUAUCAUUCUUCAGCCGGUUAUCAGUCAUACGAGUAUUACCCAAGUGGCAGACAGUCGUUGGGACCUCAUCUUGGACGGCAUGCAGCUCAUGAAUUAGCGAUGAUGCACAACGAUGGUAACGUUCCUGCACGCCGACCUCAAUCUUCGUUUGAUGCGCCAUAUUCGAAAUAUCAGCAGUUUAAUGAAUUCGCUCAGGACUUUCGCCGAAAUGGUGGAGGGGAACAUUCUUUCGAGAGUGGAGAAGAAAGUAGUGGAAGUGACAGUGAAAUAGCACGAAUUCAUAAUGGACAGAAAAUGGCACAGCGAACUGCCACAACGCGUCAUAAUGCAAUGCCUUUCACAGCCCCAAAUGAGUUUUACUAUUUUGGUGUGAUACAGUUGCCACAGGAACGCGUGGAGUACAUAAUGCGCAGAUUACCGCCGCCUCCAGAAUACUUCCAACUGCCUGCAAUCGAAAAGGCGGCUUACUUGUUUUAUUGUGUUCUCUAUCGUCAUCAUUAUCUUCCGGUGGAUCUGUUUCAUAAAAAAUUCAACCGAGAAUAUUUCAGCUACAUGUGUGAGGGCGAUUCAGCUGAAAUUGCGCUUUGGAAGAUUUGCAAACAUACACAAGACGAAUAUAUAGCUAAACGUUCGAUAAAUCAGUUGAAAGCCUAUGAAAUGUCCCAGAAACAGCUGUUCAGCGAUGAACAUGAAACACUUGAUAGCAGACAAAGUGAACGAGGAAGCAGAUGUGAUGUUGAAAAUGACAGCGAUCAUCUCAGCAUCGAUUCUGCCACUAAAGAACCAUUGAAAUUCCGUGUUCCGCACUCGUUUCUUAGAUUUGGUGUCGGUGGAAAGGUAAUCAUGCUAAAUGUUCAGAAUUCGGAAAAUAUCCUAGAAAUACGCGAUCUGAAAAGUUUGUUUAGUAAUCAUAAACUGUCGCGUAUUUCGAAUGCCAUUGAAUCGUUCCGAGGUCCUCUUGUUGCCGGAUUUACUCCAACUCAUUCUGUGCACCUUUAUGUACAGCGUCAAAUUGAACUAAUUCUGAAGUCGGAAGCGUAUCUUUUGAAUCCAUCAAAUAGCUUGGAAAGUGACUGUCUUUUAAUAUGGCAGCUUUUGGAAAUGCUUGUGCAGCAACAAGGACGAGUAACGGGUCCGGAUUUAUCGCGAUUAUUAAUGGCCACUUGUGAUGUGUCAGAGCAGCGACGACAUGGGAAGGAAAAGUCAAGUCUGCAUACUCCUGCAAACUCCAAUGAACGUUUUGUGGAUUCCAAGGCAUAUGAUCGUUUCACACAACUUCUGCUAGGUGGCCAUAUUAUAGAAGCUCUUGAAAGUGCGAUUAAAGACGGACUGUAUUCGGAUGCAAUGAUUCUGGCACGUCGUAUGUGUGUCAAUGAACCACAAGAACUUGAAAAAAUCGAGACAGCCUUUUUGUCGCAUCGAUCAGAGCUGAAUCCUGUAAUGACUCUUCUCUCAGUUGCAAAUGGACAACCGGCUCCGGUUUUGACAAGUCCACCGAUGGACGAAGUAGAUAGCUGGCGUUCACAUGCAGCUAUAGUACUAGCCAAUUUAAAUACUCCAGCAGCUCUUGGAACGGUGUAUCAACUUGGUUGCGUGCUCGCUCGUCGUGGAUUGCAUGCUGCGGCGGAUUUUUGUUUCCUAGCAGUCAACCUUUUGAUACCUAGCUAUAAUCCGUUUCAACCAGUACCUAGAAGCGAAGAUAUGAAUGCAGAUGUUCGUCGACACAUAAUACUUAUUCAUGCAACUUUGCCAGGAGAAGAAAUGGAUUUCAAAUUUUCUAAAGGCUUCUCGAUAUUAGAUUUACAUGCUACGGAAAUUUUUCAAUAUUCCAUUAAAUUGGCCAACAAUGGGUUUCCGGUAAAUUCCAACGCAUCACUUGUAUAUCAGCUACUUCGUCUGGAUUAUGCGGAAAUGGUUUCGGAAUUUGGGAAUUCUGCAAUAGAUGCUUUCCGAUAUUGCGUUGAAAUUGCGAAGGAGAUUUGGGAUCGACAUCAUGAAAUUGAUAUCAGACAACUUGAACGGCUUUACGAACUCGCUGAACGUUUGAAAUUUGUGGCAUCCGCAGACACAAACAGUACAACCUGGAUUCCAGCCUUGCGAUCUUUCAUAGAUAAGCAACAAAUGAUUGAGGAAAGUAAAGUGGUACAAGAUGAUUCUGCGGCAGUUAUCGAUCAUAAUACCGAAGAUGUAUCAUCGCAAAUCAAAGCUACGGAAGAUUUCAUUGAAGACAGUGGUAGCCAAGCGAAUGACUUCAUUAAUACGCCAACAUUAGGCUCUCAGACGAUCAAAUGGCAGAUUGGACAGGAGGAAGUCACCAUCUCAACAGUCCCGGUCAAUCAACAUGAAGUAGAAAAUCGAAAGCCUGAAAAUACAGAAUAUCGUAUGCAGCCAGAACAGCUGCAAAGAAGAGUUGAAACAUGUAGCAAUACGAACAUAUCCGUAAAUCCUUCCCAGUACUCAUCACUUCCUCCAGUUCUGCCAGUUAGCGCGAAAGAUCCUGCUGAAAGUAGCUCUACAACUCAUACAACGAUUGUUUCACCUCCGUUGUCACAAGCAAAUGAACAAAAUUCACAUGAAGCAGUGCAAAGUUAUUAUGAUGAUGGUACUUAUGAGUGGAAAAUCUUGAAAAUGGAACAGCAAGCUGAUCCGAAAGGAGCAGACAGCGAGAUAGCUGCGGAAUAUGCGACAAAUGGCAAUAGCACUUUUACAAAUGGUCAUGAAAAUAGUCCACAUAGAAAUGUUGAUCAUUUGGAAGGAAAAAUCCUAAACGGAAUGGCACCUAUUGGAAGAACAGAAAGUCAGAUUCAGGGAACUUUGCAGUCCGGCUACGUGCCACCAAUAAUUCAGAACUCAGAACGUUCGUAUCCCUCCCAGCAACAACCAAAUAUGGUUAGGAAAGAUGAAAAGACGCUUAAUGAGGGGAACGUUGUAAACGAUCAUCGCCAGAAUGCAGGACUAUUUUCAAAACUAAAAGCAACGAUUGCAAAAGCAAUUCCAUCGAACAAUGAAAUGAUUCUUCCCGACGACAAACAUCCAUCAAUUGUAUGGGAUCCGAACCUCAAUAGGUAUGUUGGUGAAGGAAUUGAGGAAGAAUCUGUCCCGGACCCACCUCCAUCGGUUUCACUAACUUCAGAAAAACAAAACGGGUCAGCACAUGGAAUGGUUGGUGGAUUAACUGCUGCUCGGUUAAGCGGUGGAUCGAGGUAUUUCAACCCACUUAUCGAAACGUCAUCUUCAAAACCAACUACUCAUACUGCCCCUCUUUUACCACCAGUACCUGCUGCUGCCAGCUUUGGGUUCAUACCCUCAAUGCCUGAUGAUAAUGAAGCAUCCACAGAAAGUCCGUUCAGUAUGCACACUGGUCCGUUAUCAAAAGAGGCUGAAAUUGCUGAAUAAGUGCCAUCGAAUCGCUAAACAUGAGUGCUGUUAACACUGAUUCAUACUGGAAGAUUUUUGUUUAGUUUGAGUCAUGUUUAAUAUUCAUGAUAUGUUUUUUAUUGCACUAUAAUUGGGUUGUAAUGGUUUUACUGUCGUUUCAGCAUAUGAAGGG
Messenger RNA from Loa loa (African eye worm), 5288 nucleotides. RefSeq lists its product as hypothetical. Gene Ontology annotation, cellular component: endoplasmic reticulum exit site; ER to Golgi transport vesicle membrane. NCBI's taxonomy places the organism in Eukaryota, Metazoa, Nematoda, Chromadorea, Rhabditida, Onchocercidae. Gene Ontology annotation, biological process: Golgi organization; COPII vesicle coat assembly; autophagy. The record is from RefSeq and is a predicted model, not a curated record. Bases 32 to 5134 code for a protein of 1700 amino acids. The transcript has 37 exons.